AUCUUAGUACCGCAUCAGCCCCCACUAUGAACCACCUAAGCUUUCUCCUCGCGGGAGCCUUACUCCUAGUAACCACCUUCUACCGUCCGACCGCGGCCGAAAUCGACCCGGAGCAGAGCUGCAUCCCGGGCACGUUCGGAUCCAUCAAAUCCAACCUCAUUCGGACGCUGAUCGUCUGCUACGUCUACGGUUGCCCGGAGGAAAUGACCACCCGAAUAGCCAAAAGCUUCAAUCAAUUUCACCACUACGACAUGCAUCCGGAAGCCAUGAACAAUGACACUGCACCAGCCACGCUUCCCGUCGCCCCAGCGCAGGUCCCCAUCAACGUGCUCUCCAAGCUGGCCAAGUUGACUUCAGCGCUGGAAAAGGACCGAAACGCUGCCCUGACAUCCUGCACCGAUUGGUUGUCGCUGUUGAACAAACUGCUGGUGGACAUCCUGCAGAUCAACAGCAAGUGCUUCCUGGAACCGCAAGCGAAAUAUCCACCGGAUCUGCCAUCGGAUGGGGAGGAGAUCGACUGCGAUGAGAUGACGGUCUACAUGAAACAGUUGCAGAAGUACUUUGGAGGCCAGUGCGACACCAAGGGCAAGAACUGCCCGGACAAGCUCAAAUCGGCCGUCAAUUGGUUCGGUCGGGCCUACAAGCAGAUGGGCAAGAGCUGCUACUACGACGCCUAUGACUAUUUGGACCGGAAGUAGGUGGGACGAUUGGAUUGUCUGAUAAAUGAUUUGUGAUUGAAAAAAUUUAACGAUGGAAAAUAAAAUAAAGGAUUUGUGUGUAAUAAGGUUACUUUUUGAUUUGGAGCGAGGAAAUAAUGUGGGUUAUAACGCUUCUGAAUGUACUUAUCAA
Ochlerotatus camptorhynchus is the source of this 849-nucleotide messenger RNA. RefSeq lists its product as uncharacterized. The record is from RefSeq and is a predicted model, not a curated record. The transcript has 2 exons. Lineage: Eukaryota; Metazoa; Arthropoda; Insecta; Diptera; Culicidae. The coding region runs from base 27 to 698 and encodes 223 amino acids.